ACUAGUUAAUCUCCAGAGCCAGGAGCACGUCCAUGUCACGCCAGUCCGACCAGGAGCUAAAUGGCUCGUCGCAAGGCGCUAUGCGGAUACGGACCGCGGAAACGACAAAGGGAUCGAAGCAGAUUUAGCUCAGUUGCAGAUGCCUUCUUCCCACACUUUCAUGGACUUGGAUCGGCGCGUGGUGUUCUUCACUGGACUGCAGCCAUGGGAGUAUAUAUACACUCGCAGUACGGGGAAAGAUAGUAGGUGAGCGUGACUAGACAUCUACCUAGGCAGCAGCAGGUCGUCGAGCUAGCUCCGAUCCAACUCGAUAAAUAUUCAACGAGGACGCGCGCUCAUGGCGGCGGCGGCAGCAGCGCAGGACAGCGGCAGGACAGCUAGUGCCACCAUGGUGACAGUGUCCCGGCGGGGGCGCCGCUUCGUAGGCGUCCGGCAGCGGCCGUCGGGGCGGUGGGUCGCGGAGAUCAAGGACUCGGCGCAGAGGGUCCGCCUGUGGCUCGGCACGUUCGACACGGCGGACGAAGCGGCGCGCGCCUACGACGAGGCGGCGCGCGCGCUGCGCGGGGAAAACACGCGCACCAACUUCGCGGACCGCGCCGCCCGGCACGGACACGGCGGCCCCGCGGGCGCGGCCAGGGCCAGGUUGAGCAAGAACCUGCAGCACGUGAUGGCGCGGGCGGCCGCCGCGGGCAGGGCCGCGGCGUGCGCGGGGGUGGGCGACCAGUUCGCGCUCGCCGCGGUGUUCCGGCACUGCCAGCAGCCGGCUGCGGUGGCGGCGGCGCAGGCGCAGGCGCAGCAGCAGGCCGAGCCUGAGGCCGUGCAGCAGGUGGUGAAGCACGCCGUGAAGCCGAGCUUCGUGGUGCCGAGGCGGACCGAGGCGACGCCACCGUCGUUGUCGUCGUCGUCGGUGCCUGGAGGUGGGGAGGUUUGGUGCGUGGACGACGACGUCGACGCCGCGGCGGAGCUGCUGUGCGCCGAGGAGGGAUCGUUCAAGGUGUCCUCGUCGGUGAUCGUGCCGCCCUCGUUCAGCGUCUCGUCGUCGGAGUCUUUCGGCCUCGACGAUUUCUAG
This is a messenger RNA of Sorghum bicolor (sorghum), 1069 nucleotides long. Its product is annotated as ethylene-responsive transcription factor ERF008. The transcript has a single exon. The record is from RefSeq and is a predicted model, not a curated record. Gene Ontology annotation, molecular function: DNA binding; DNA-binding transcription factor activity. Gene Ontology annotation, biological process: regulation of DNA-templated transcription. Lineage: Eukaryota; Viridiplantae; Streptophyta; Magnoliopsida; Poales; Poaceae. Bases 338 to 1069 code for a protein of 243 amino acids.